CGGCGCUCGAAGCAACAUUUUCCUUCUUUCGAGCGCUUAGUCCUUUGUUUUUAAUUGAGGACUCAGAUUCAAAGAGCUCCAGGCUGUUACUUAAUCAAAAACAAGCACGCCAGAGCGACUUUGAUCUUCAAGCCUUAUUCCGCGCAUUCCUCCGCCACCAAUAUCAUGGACCGCCAGACCAUCAUGGAGACCAACCGGUCUCUUCGAACUAUUAAGAACGAGCUCGAGAGCCUCCUCGAAAAAGGCGUCAUCGACGAAGCCGCUUUCGACACCAUCCACUCCGCUCUGCCAGCCGAAACUCCUCUUCGCGGAGCUGCUCCCGGAGCCGCUCGUUCUGCGAACCAAACUCCUGCUCAGCCGGCAGCAGCUGUGACGCCUCCUGUUCAGGCUCCUGUUCAGGCCUUUCAGAAUCUCCACGUCAACGGAACCUCCCCCGCGCCGCCCUCAUAUGACGAUACUCCCGCUCCCAACGUCCCCACGCGCUCUCCAGCUGGGAAGCCCGUCUUGGCGCAUGCAAGAGCCCUAUACCGCUAUGAUGCCAGUGAUGCUCGUGACCUGAGCCUGGAAAAGGACGAUAAGAUCGAGGUAUACGAGUACAUGAACCAGGACUGGUGGAUGGGCCGCAACCACCGCACUGGCAUGGAGGGCAUCUUCCCCCAGAACUAUGUCUUUGUCGAGCAGGAGCAGAAGGCUCCUAUGCCCGCUCCCGUGGCCUACCCUCCGCAACCGCAAUACGGAUACCCGGUCCAGCAGGGACCUCCGGCGCAGCAAAACCCUUACAAUGCCAGUGUCCCGCCCAUGGCGAUAGCUGAGGGCGGCCAGCCGUCGCAGCAGCAAAACGGAGAAGGCAGCAAGGUUGGCGAGUACGGAAAGAAGUUUGGCAAGAAGCUUGGUAACGCGGCCAUCUUCGGUGCUGGUGCGUCGAUUGGUAGCAACAUCGUCAACAGCAUCUUCUAAGAGCACUUGCGCGGUCUUCUUCUGCCUGCAUUUCUCUGGCUCUGUUUUAUUUUUUUGAACUUUCAAGUAUGGCGUUUUGGCAUGGAUUUGAGGCACUACGUGUCGCUUUCGAAAUGAGUGGAAUUAUUCAUCUUUAACUACAAGGAGAGAAUGUCAACGAGCUGAUCCUUUGAUCUUCGAAGAUAUUAAUUGACAUUGAUAAACAUGAAAAU
Molecule: messenger RNA, 1169 nt
Organism: Trichoderma virens Gv29-8
Lineage: Eukaryota; Fungi; Ascomycota; Sordariomycetes; Hypocreales; Hypocreaceae
Exons: 2
Coding region: 166-957 (263 amino acids)
Biological process (GO): protein transport to vacuole involved in ubiquitin-dependent protein catabolic process via the multivesicular body sorting pathway
Cellular component (GO): ESCRT-0 complex
Molecular function (GO): protein binding
Source: RefSeq, a predicted model, not a curated record